UACCAACCACACACGGUCUACGAGGUGGCCGUCUCCUCCAACGUUCUGUUCGACGGCUUCAUGAUCACGGGGAUCCACGCGCUGACCAAGGACAUCUCACAGACUGCCUAUCUGCAUGUCCCGCGUCGCUGCACGGCGGCGCCAGCGAGGGCCUCGUCUGCGCCGUCGUCCACUCGCACAUCUCUCGGAAGCCCCGCCACACCCUCGCGUUCCUGUGGAUGGCACCCCCGCCCGGCACCGGAUGCGUGGCCUUCCUCGCGCAAGGGUCCAUAGGCGAGCAGGUGCUUUUCAAGGACCUCAAUGUCUUGGAAAUAUGUGAAAAAGACGCCUCCGCUCAGCUGAGAGCGCCCCGCCCGGGCUUGUCCGGAUUCGCGCUCCCUGGCUUCGUCUUCCGCGAUGACUUCGAGGACGGCCAGCUCAACGAACAGAUUUGGAACGAAAUCCGAGGAGGCGAGGUCAGGCGAGGUCAGACAGGUCAGGGGUCAACCGCCUCCUUCUUCGAGACGGAGACUUCCAUUUCGUCCGUCCCUCUUGACCUCUCUUUGGCACGUCACCUCCAGUUCACCUUGGGCGGAGGGGCCUGUGAGGAACACGCCAAAAUACAGUUGGUCUUCGGUACAGCGCUGGCAGAGGCAGGGGAGUAUAUACCUGUUAAAGGAAUGCAGAAUAUACACUUUGUCGAUAUUGGCCCAGAAGUACCUGCGCCACGGGCCGUCGUCAGCGCCUACACCAGCAGCCAGGACGACCUCAGCUCCGGCAGCGGGGGAGGCUCUGGCGGAGGGAGCCCGGACGCCGUGACCUUUGACCCUCACGCAGACGACCCGCUGGCAGGGCUCGUGCUGGGGACCGAGUGCGCGUCGUGGGAGGAGGCCCACAGCUACAGCCCGAGCGGAUCCGGCGAAGUGCAUCUGCAGGUGAUUCCUCUCCGCUUCCGUCGCCCCGGUGUCUGCGUCGGCUGGCGGAGCGCUCCCAUUGGUGGAAACACCUCCGUCUGCUGGUCUCUGGACGACGUCGCAUUGGCUAACCACGAGUCCUCGUCUGAGCCAAUCAGCGACGACUUCGACCCCGUGGAUCCUUCCAAUUGGUUCUUCUUCCCGGGGGCGAGCGUGAAGGAAUCCUGCUCGUCGGAGGGCAACGGCCUGGUCUUCGAGGGCGCGGGCGAGGUCUCCUGGGCCAGCACCCGGCUCCUCGACCUCUCCUUCGCGCCGCUGGAGGAGGACGUCGUCUUGAGACAGGACUUCGCGGAUUUCGUUCCUCCAAGGAGACUCAUUUCUCCCCCCCCCUCACAGGUGGGAGGUGUCGGGCGGGCAGGUGGCCAAGUGCGGCAGUGA
Molecule: messenger RNA, 1331 nt
Organism: Penaeus vannamei (Pacific white shrimp)
Lineage: Eukaryota; Metazoa; Arthropoda; Malacostraca; Decapoda; Penaeidae
Source: RefSeq, a predicted model, not a curated record